Messenger RNA from Aspergillus sclerotioniger CBS 115572, 1072 nucleotides. RefSeq names its product esterase/lipase family protein. NCBI's taxonomy places the organism in Eukaryota, Fungi, Ascomycota, Eurotiomycetes, Eurotiales, Aspergillaceae. The record is from RefSeq and is a predicted model, not a curated record. The coding region runs from base 36 to 998 and encodes 320 amino acids. The transcript is spliced from 6 exons.
CUACUAUCAAUUCUAGAAUUAAGUUCACAGCCAGAAUGACCAUAUUUCGUACAUUGAGAUCCUCCGAGAGCGAGCCGGAGCCCGAGUACGGCACCAAACAGCUGCACGACUCUGAAGAGGCGGAGGUAGACAUUGUCUUCGUCCACGGCCUCGGCGGAGCUCGCGAAGCCACCUGGACUAUCAACGAUGUGUGCUGGCCACAGGCCCUCCUUCCCCAGGACCUGCCCAAAACCCGCAUCUUGACCUUUGGUUAUGAUUCGCGGGUAGUCAGCUUCACGGCAGCUCUAUCGCAGAAUGGCAUCAUUGGCAAUGCGGAAGAUUUAUGUGCGCAGUUGUCUCGCUAUCGGACUGAAUCUGGAACGCGUCCGAUCAUUUUCGUAGCUCAUAGCUUGGGUGGUCUUGUCUGCGCACAGGCCGUGGUGGCAGGCAACCGGAGUGCACCCUCCGACAACACCGAGACAGUCAGCAAACACAUACGCGGGAUAGUAUUCCUAGGGACUCCAUUCUGCGGAUCCGAGAUCGCAAGCUGGGUGUCACGCUUCCACAAAGUAGCGGAUUACAUCUUCGAAAUCAACAAGUCGAAUAUCUCCGACCUGAGAAGUAAAUCGGAUACGCUGCAGCAUCUGAUGGAGGAAUUCGCCAAUGUACUUCGAAAACGGGAUAACUCGGAUGAUAGCGUCCAUACUACGUUUUUCUAUGAGCAGCGGAAGACCCAGAAUGUUAUGGUGGUUGACAGAAAUUCGGCUGCCAUUCCCGGUCGGGGAGAUAUGAUUUCCAUUCCGGCGGAUCAUAAGCACAUUUGUAAGUUUGGGUCGAGGGAUGAUGAGGGAUACGGGUUGGUUCUAGGGGCGUUGAAGAAGAUGUUGGUUAUUGUGCCCGUGAGGAAGAAGGAGAUUAGCCCGGUUUUCAACUUUAACAAUGCUGGUGCUGCUAUCAACAAUCAGGCUGGUCAGCAGACCAUCCAUGGGGGCAUGAACUUUGGUUCGUUCGGACGGUAGAUGUCCCAUCUGGGGCUUGGAGCAGUGGAUUGAUGGAAAGCCAUCAGGAAUCAGACGGAGGCAGAAUGCUUGUG